GGUCAAUCAGAGCACACCUUGCUUUUUCCGAACAAUGAGCUUUGUAAAAAUCGACACGUUUCAGAAAGGCGGGGCACAGAGGAGAAACAAUAAUGUACAGUAUGUGGAAAAUAAUGUUUUUUGAACCUUAAGCCGCAUAAAACCAUUGCAUUACACAAAAUACACAAAAUAAUAUUCUUUUUAGCAACGUCAUAUGACCCUUUUAACAGAAGAAACAUACAGGAAAUGCUGUGGUUUGCUGUGUAAAGGGAGGCUUGCCCUUUUACACUGAGUAGUUAGAAAGUCAGUGACACAUUUUCAUUGUUCCACAAUGACAGGCUUCACUGCGAUUCUUUUUGCUACAGCUGUGACUACACUGCACAUCACAGUUGUGGCUGGAGAUGACAUAAUCAAUGGGAAAAAAGCUUUAAAAAAUUCCUUGCAAUACAUGGUCUCAGUGCAGAAAAAUAAAAAACAUCUAUGUGGAGGAUUUCUGAUAUAUCCUCAAUAUGUGCUCACAGCUGCACACUGUGCAAGUGAAGAGAUGACAGUCGUUGUUGGCGACCAUAAUAUUUCUCCAAGCAAAAAUCUAAAAAGAUUUGAUGUUGUUCGCCAAUUUAUACCAAAAACAUUUAAAUACUUUAAGAUGGGAGAUGACAUCAUGCUUCUUAAGAUUUCCAGGAAAGUAGUUUUGGGAGGAAAGGUGAAGACGGUGAAAAUCCCACAUCAGCAUUACAGUGUUAAAAGCAAUACCCAGUGCUUGGUUGCUGGAUGGGGUUCCACUAAACAGCGUAAAGUUGUUAAUGACCUUUUGGCCUUGAAUGUAACAACUGUUGACAUCCGGGACUGCAAGGAUGCAUGGAAGAAAUACAAAGAAAACAUCACACAACUUCCACCAAACGUCAUCUGUGCUGGAGGAUAUAAACAGAACAGUGGAGUGUGCUUGGGCGAUUCUGGAGGCCCAUUGGUGUGCAAUUCAGUGGCAGUGGGCAUUGUUUCCUUCAACAUAAAGGAGUGUAAAUAUCCUGAUGUACCGAAUAUUUACACUGAAGUUUGGAAACAUGCACGUUGGAUCAAAGCAAUGAUGAAGAAAAAAUAAACUUAAGAUUUUUGUGUCCACAGCACUUGCAAA
Molecule: messenger RNA, 1111 nt
Organism: Carassius carassius (crucian carp)
Lineage: Eukaryota; Metazoa; Chordata; Actinopteri; Cypriniformes; Cyprinidae
Product: granzyme K-like
Exons: 5
Coding region: 311-1078 (255 amino acids)
Biological process (GO): proteolysis
Molecular function (GO): serine-type endopeptidase activity
Source: RefSeq, a predicted model, not a curated record